Messenger RNA from Diorhabda carinulata, 1048 nucleotides. RefSeq names its product dynein light chain Tctex-type 5-B-like. Gene Ontology annotation, biological process: microtubule-based movement. Gene Ontology annotation, molecular function: dynein intermediate chain binding. The transcript has 4 exons. Lineage: Eukaryota; Metazoa; Arthropoda; Insecta; Coleoptera; Chrysomelidae. The coding region runs from base 36 to 977 and encodes 313 amino acids. The record is from RefSeq and is a predicted model, not a curated record. Gene Ontology annotation, cellular component: cytoplasm; cytoplasmic dynein complex.
UUUAAUUGUCAAAUUGACAUAACAAAUUAUAAAAAAUGGCCGAUGAACAAGCUCCAGUUCCAGAAGAGCAAUCUGCUGAAGCUCCUACUGAAGCAUCACCAGAAGUGGCUUUAGAGCAAUCAGAAGCCGUUCAAGAAGGUGCAGAAUCUGAAGAGCCUAAAAUCGAAGAAGAAGGCCCUACAGAAAAAGAUGCAGCAUCUGAACAACAGCCCAAAAUCGAAGCAGAAGGCUCAGUAGAUAAAGGGGCAAAUGAAACAUCAAUUAGUGAACAAGGUCAAGCGCCUGAUGAAUCAGAUGAACCUCCGAAAAUUGUUGUAACAGAAGCGGAAGAAACGGCUUCAGAAUACAUCGAAGAAGAUGAAGAGCAAUUUGACGAACCAGAAAAUUACGAGGAUGACAUGAUGAAAGCAUUAGGAGUUGAACAGGAUUCCCUCGAUGCUCUGGUUAAGUCAUCUUCCAUGCAGAUAGCUAAACAACGAUCCAUGGGAUCAAAUCUGGAUAGCAGUAUGAUGGUAGCAGAAAAGAUGGAUAAAUAUGCUGCUAGAACCAAAGACGUAUUGGGUGAAGUGAUAGAUAUAAGAAGGGGGAGUAUGACAGGAGAAGCUGGCGAUAGACGAAUAGCUCGUUUUAUGAAUACUUAUAAACUUGAUUCUGAUAAUCCAUUCAACAAUGAAAAAGUAGACAAAAUACUUAAAUCAGUCAUGGAAGAAACAUUUAAUGAGCUUAAAUAUGAUCCAGAAAAAUGUGGCAAAGAAGCUAAAUGGGCUUCGAACACCAUUAAAGCGAAAGUUAAGCAAUUGGAAUUCGAAAGAUAUAAGAUUAUCAGUUUGGUUUCCAUUGGAGAAAAGCACAAUCAAGAUGUGCUGUGUACUUGCAGAUUCCUGUGGGACGCAGAAAGGGAUAACUAUUCCUGUUAUACUUUAGAAAAUCCAUAUAUUUUUGGAAUCGCACUCUGUUUUGGUUUAUACUAUGAAUAAUUUUGAUUUUUUUUAAUAACGAAUACUUUUAUUUAUAUUUUUUAGUGCUAUUACAUAUAUAACUUAUAAAA